Molecule: messenger RNA, 8390 nt
Organism: Canis lupus familiaris (dog)
Lineage: Eukaryota; Metazoa; Chordata; Mammalia; Carnivora; Canidae
Gene: SRGAP1
Product: SLIT-ROBO Rho GTPase activating protein 1
Exons: 22
Coding region: 119-3379 (1086 amino acids)
Biological process (GO): negative regulation of cell migration; signal transduction
Cellular component (GO): cytoplasm
Molecular function (GO): protein binding; GTPase activator activity
Source: RefSeq, a predicted model, not a curated record
CUCCCGCGGGUGCUGCCCCCGGGCUCCCGGCGUGUGCGCCCCCAGCUGCGCCUCCGAGGACCCGGUCUGCGCGCAGCGGGACGGAGCCGCGGGCUGGAAGCGGCCCCCGCACAGCUGGAUGAUGUCCGCUCCCAGCAGAUUCAAGAAGGACAAAGAGAUCAUCGCCGAGUACGAAAGUCAAGUCAAAGAAAUUCGAGCUCAGCUAGUAGAACAGCAAAAAUGCCUGGAACAGCAAACAGAGAUGAGAGUUCAGCUUCUCCAGGACCUGCAGGAUUUCUUCCGGAAAAAAGCUGAAAUUGAGACGGAAUACUCUCGGAACCUAGAGAAGUUAGCAGAAAGGUUCAUGGCAAAAACAAGAAGCACUAAGGAUCAUCAACAGUACAAGAAAGACCAGAACUUGUUGUCUCCAGUGAACUGCUGGUAUUUGCUUCUGAACCAAGUGAGAAGAGAAAGCAAAGACCACGCAACUUUGAGUGACAUCUAUCUGAACAAUGUGAUCAUGCGGUUCAUGCAGAUAAGUGAGGAUUCUACUCGGAUGUUUAAAAAGAGCAAAGAGAUUGCAUUCCAACUUCAUGAGGAUUUGAUGAAGGUUCUUAAUGAACUCUACACGGUGAUGAAAACAUACCAUAUGUAUCAUGCAGAGAGCAUCAGUGCCGAGAGCAAGCUGAAAGAGGCUGAGAAACAAGAAGAAAAGCAAAUUGGAAGAUCUGGUGAUCCAGUCUUUCAUAUAAGACUGGAGGAGAGACAUCAGCGGCGCAGCUCUGUAAAGAAAAUUGAAAAAAUGAAAGAAAAAAGACAAGCAAAGUAUUCAGAAAAUAAGCUAAAAUCGAUUAAGGCACGGAAUGAAUAUCUCCUAACCCUCGAAGCAACCAAUGCCUCAGUUUUCAAGUAUUAUAUUCAUGAUCUUUCAGAUUUAAUUGACUGCUGUGAUCUUGGCUACCAUGCAAGUCUGAACAGAGCCCUGAGAACAUAUCUCUCUGCAGAGUAUAAUCUUGAAACUUCCAGACAUGAAGGCUUAGACAUUAUUGAGAAUGCAGUUGAUAACUUGGAGCCCAGGAGUGAUAAACAGAGAUUUAUGGAGAUGUACCCUGCUGCAUUCUGUCCACCAAUGAAGUUUGAGUUUCAGUCUCACAUGGGUGAUGAGGUGUGUCAGGUCAGCGCUCAGCAGCCAGUCCAGGCGGAGCUUAUGCUCAGGUACCAGCAGCUGCAGUCCCGGCUGGCCACACUCAAAAUCGAGAACGAGGAGGUUAAGAAAACGACCGAAGCCACCUUGCAGACCAUACAGGAUAUGGUCACCAUCGAGGACUACGAUGUCUCUGAAUGCUUCCAGCACAGCCGGUCCACAGAGUCUGUGAAAUCCACUGUCUCGGAGACCUACCUGAGUAAGCCCAGCAUCGCCAAGAGGAGAGCAAACCAGCAGGAGACGGAGCAGUUCUACUUCAUGAAACUCAGAGAAUAUUUGGAAGGCAGUAAUCUCAUCACAAAACUCCAAGCCAAACAUGACUUAUUGCAGAGGACCCUUGGAGAAGGUCAUAGAGCUGAAUAUAUGACUACAAGGCCUCCAAAUGUUCCCCCUAAGCCCCAGAAACACAGGAAGUCCAGACCCCGCUCACAGUAUAAUGCUAAGUUGUUUAAUGGGGAUUUGGAAACAUUCGUCAAGGACUCGGGACAGAUUAUCCCUCUCAUUGUGGAAAGCUGUAUUCGGUUCAUCAAUCUCUAUGGUCUUCAGCAUCAGGGGAUUUUCAGAGUGUCUGGUUCCCAGGUGGAAGUCAAUGAUAUUAAAAAUUCAUUUGAGAGAGGUGAAAACCCCUUGGCUGAUGACCAGAGUAACCAUGAUAUUAACUCAGUUGCUGGCGUUCUGAAGCUCUAUUUCCGUGGGCUGGAAAAUCCCCUCUUUCCUAAGGAAAGAUUUAAUGAUCUGAUUUCUUGUAUCAGAAUAGAUAAUCUCUAUGAGAGGGCGCUUCACAUCCGCAAACUCCUCCUGACCUUGCCCAGGUCCGUCCUGAUAGUGAUGAGGUACCUCUUUGCCUUCCUCAAUCACCUUUCACAGUACAGUGAUGAGAACAUGAUGGACCCUUAUAACCUGGCCAUUUGUUUUGGUCCCACGUUGAUGCCCGUCCCAGAAAUACAGGAUCAAGUGUCUUGCCAGGCUCAUGUGAAUGAAAUUGUCAAAACCAUCAUCAUCCACCAUGAAACUAUUUUCCCAGAUGCUAAAGAGCUGGAUGGCCCUAUUUAUGAGAAAUGUAUGGCUGGAGACGACUAUUGUGACAGCCCGUACAGUGAGCACGGUACAUUGGAGGAAGUGGAUCAGGACGCUGGUACAGAGCCCCACACCAGUGAAGAUGAAUGUGAACCGAUAGAAGCGAUAGCCAAGUUUGACUACGUCGGGCGAUCUGCCAGAGAACUGUCCUUCAAGAAGGGUGCCUCCCUGCUGCUCUAUCACCGCGCAUCUGAGGACUGGUGGGAAGGCAGGCACAACGGCAUCGAUGGGCUCGUGCCACACCAGUACAUAGUGGUGCAGGAUAUGGAUGAUACAUUUUCAGAUACUCUGAGCCAAAAAGCUGACAGUGAGGCCAGCAGUGGGCCAGUCACUGAGGACAAGUCUUCAUCCAAGGACAUGAAUUCCCCAACAGACCGUCACUCUGACGGCUAUUUAGCCAGACAAAGAAAAAGAGGAGAGCCGCCCCCUCCAGUAAGGCGUCCUGGCAGGACCAGUGAUGGCCAUUGCCCCUUGCACCCCCCGCAUGCUCUUUCCAACUCCUCAGUUGACCUGGGGUCCCCAAGCCUGAGCAGUCACCCCCGGGGCCUGCUGCAGAACCGUGGCCUCAACAAUGAUAGUCCUGAGAGGAGGCGCCGGCCAGGCCAUGGUAGCCUGACCAAUAUCAGCCGGCAUGACUCCCUCAAGAAGAUCGACAGUCCUCCUAUUAGAAGGUCCACAUCGUCAGGCCAAUACACAGGCUUCAAUGACCAUAAGCCAUUGGACCCAGAGACAAUCGCUCAGGAUAUUGAGGAGACGAUGAACACUGCUUUGAAUGAACUCCGAGAACUGGAGAGACAGAGCACAGCCAAGCACGCCCCCGACGUGGUGCUGGAUACCCUAGAACAAGUGAAGAACGUGCCCACCCCCGCCACCUCCACAGAAUCUCUCAGCCCCUUGCACAACGUUGCCCUCAGGAGCUCGGAGCCUCAGAUUCGACGUAGCACGAGCUCCUCCAGUGACACAAUGAGUACUUUCAAGCCUCUGGUGGCGCCCCGAAUGGGUGUGCAGCUGAAACCCCCAGCGCUGCGGCCCAAACCGGCCGUUCUCCCAAAAACAAACCCUACCGUGGGACCUGCCCCACCUUCCCAAGGUCCAACAGACAAGUCUUGCACAAUGUAAAGACCAACUGGGCCAGGUCAUAUGGGGAGGUGAUUUGAAAAAAAAUAUAUAUAUAUAUGGAUUAGUGACAAAAGUCAGUGAUCCAUAACUUUCCUUAGUUUUGUGCUUAUAACUGGAGAUUUUCGGCUUUUCUAUGUUCUCGAAUGUAAUGUCUGAGACUAGCUAAAUUAACACGGGCAUUUGUAUUUUGUAAUUUUUUUUCUUUUUUUUUUUUAAUAACUGGACAUAUCUUAUGUCAUUUUAAAGACAAUAGAAACACUUAGAUUUACUUGAAAAUCCAAUGCUGCACCAUUCGUAAUGAAGGCAACACCGCUCUGCUCUCCGCGUUGUAUGGCGUUUCAGGCUUAGUGUAGCCUGGGUGAGUCCGAAAUGUCUGGAUCCGAAGGCACAAGAAUCUGGAGUUCCAGGCCUUGGAGUAGAACCAGUGUUGGUCUGUGCCACGUGGGGGUAAUGGCUGAAAGGUGCUGCCGGCAUUGUGUGGUGGCUGACAGUGAGCACCCCUGCCCAGGUCCCACUCACCCUAAGACUUGCAGUUGUCACAGUGGGACGUUCCCAGUGGGACUUGCGGCCCACCGCCUGAAUGAGUUGGAUGGUUGCCUCUUUCCUAAGAGUCGUUUCCCUGGGUCCGGGCUAAAAGCUCAGAGGAAGAGGUCAGAACCUCAACAGUUACUGCCUGAACUGAACCUAGGAAAGGAGAGAGAGAGAGAGAGAAUCCUCCAGAGCCAUUGGUGUGACUCCUUUCACAAGCCUGACCAGGCCCUGGAAGAUUUCCAAGCCCACCCCCUGCAUUCACGAAGGACUAGAACAGUCUAAUUUUAAAGACUUCCUGGUUACCCUGCUCCACAGACUCCUUCAGCGAUCUGUUGUUCCUAACUGCCUAGGGAAUACUUCUAGCUCCCCUAAACCUCUGUGAUCGCCCCCUGGAAAUGGAGAAUGCAAGCGGCACACAAGCCCUUGGUUCACUCAGCCUUCCCUUCUGGCUAAAUGACUUUGGUCCCUUUUACCACCCUACAGAGGCCUGCGGAACCUAAGUUGAAGCCCCAGCUCUGCUCUCCGUAGGUCUUUCUGAGCCAACCCAGACCUGGCUAUGGUACUGGAGUACGAGCCACGCUGGCCGAGGUGGGAGGGCCACCUCAUGGUUCCAGGGUGAUUUCCUCCCAAUAUGGCACCCUGGAACCCAGAUUUUUUUUUUCUUUUUCUUUUUUUUUUUUUUCCCACAUGGUCUCUACAUAACUCAGUCCAGUGAGCCCCAUGAGGGACCCUCUUUCUCCAGCCUCCUGGCACAAAGACAAUUUUCUGUUUCCCCUCUGUCUUAAAAAGGUUGCUCCAAAUUCAGUUGUUUUUACUAAGGUACAAAUCACCUCUCCUACCAGCAGCAGCUGAUGUCAUCCUAUCUACUCUCUCACUGAACCUACUGAUGAAGAAACUUUUUUUUUUUUUUAAAGAAGAAAUGGAUGGCCCCGACUAACCCCUCUCGACCACCAUUGAUUCCCUUCUAGGUUUGGAUUCCAAGUGGCAGUCGUUUGCCUCCCACCUAAGAGCGACACAGUAUGGACUUGAACCUGUUAACCCACUGGUGAAUGCCUCCUGCAGGAAAGGAGGAGGAUCUGUCCUAAAAAUCCAGAUCAUUACUGUGAUCUCUCCCUCAAUUUGCCAGUCUAAUCAUUCUAAUGCAGACAGAGAUUAAAUUAAUGAGAUAGAGUUACCUUUCAAAGUCACACUUGUGGUUGCUAGCCAGUGGCCUAAUUUCACAAAUGAACUGAAUGGAGAGUUGUGUUUGGGGGGGAGGGGUGUUUUUUCUCCCAAAGUAUUUCCAGGUAUGGUAAGCUUUUAAAUCUUUGAUUUUUCUUCAAUAUCCUCUUUGCCCAUUUUGAAAACAAUGCCUGGCUCAGCAUUGUCCAGCCCCUCACCAUUUCUCUUGAGCUUUAGUGGUCCUCCAGCAACUUGAGACACCAGGGAGACUCAGCUAGGAUUGAGCUCUGAGUAGCACUAAGCCUUUUCAACAAUCUUCCCAGAUUCCUAGGAAAUUGAAACCUCCUAAACAAUCUCCCAGUUCUUUCCAGAAGAACUCUAUUGCUAUGUGGGGACACAGAAGCAGGGAAUGAAAGUGGAAAUCAGUGGAGGAGGAGGGAGGGGAGACCUUAAAUCUUUUAGAAACUGAAAUAAAAAGGAUUUCUCUAAAACUAUUUUCCAUCUUUGAUAGAAGAGUGAGAUGUGAACAGAGGGCAUCCAAAGGGUGAGGCAUGUUGAAUUUAGUAUGGGGAGAGGAGGCGUCUUUCACAAGCUUUCACUCCGAUCUUACUCCUGCAAGUUCCUGUCUUCAGACUUCUCCCUGGUGAUCCUGCCCAGUGCCUCCUCUCUUCAGUGUUUACACUUCUGAUGACAUGAGGGUUGCCUUUCCAACCACCAAAUUAGGACUCUGCUCCCUUAGGUAGCAGAGGACAUGCUGCUCCAGAGCCUCAGAGCCUCAGAGGCUGUGCCUUCUCGCAGGAAACUUCUAAUGUUCUCGCAUCACUCCCUUACAUGUCUCUCUCUUUUCUCCCUAUGCCCCUGUUGACACCCUGAGAACUGCCUUUCUUUUUUUUUUUUCUCUACUCUUUUUUUCCCCCAAUCCCCAAGGAAGGGUGUGACCUCAUAGUAGAUAAGGCUCACCUAUUCUUAAUUUGUUUUAGUAAGAGUCUUCAGAUUCCAGGGAUAAGACGAGGUGGCUGCUUCACAAAGGGUCCAGAAUAACACCCUAUAAGCUCAUUAAAAGCUUCUGAAGCUGAGAGGCCUCACCCCAUACGUGGCCACAUGUCCUUCUCUACAGCCACAGGUGCAGCACACCGUGGGGGGAGGAAAGGUGCAAAGGGAUGGGGGGAAAGGAAAGAAUCCUGAGAUACUCUGCCCCUAGUUUCAAGGAUCAUAUUGUUUUUCAUGCACAGUUUGGGAAGGGGGUCAUUUUGAUGAUGGGCAAAGGAUGGCUCUACGGAGAUUACCAGACCACUUCCACCAGAAUAUAGGCUCACAGCUGAUAGAACUGCUUGGGUCCCUUCCACAGAGCUCACAGAAGUAGGCUUACCACGUUGGCCUUUUGGUUUGGGUCAGGGGUGUUGGGAGAGGAUCGUUAGGAGGGAGAGAAAGAUGCUGAAUUUCUGAUGAGUGUUGUGUAGAUUAUUUGAACCAGUCAAAUGGCCCUUUGCAGAGCUCUGGAUCCAUGUUCAGGGUCAGCGCUUUCGUUCAACAGUUUUGCACUUUUUCACACAAUGUCAUCUGACUUUGGUGCUCAUUGAGCCAUCCAUGGAAUAAUUUACAGCAGGGUCCUGCUUAAUCUACUGCAGUGAGUGUGAAGAGCCACCAGAGAGUAGAUCACAUGGUAUCUGUCAAGAGUUUUCUUUGUACUUUUUGCCAUUCCCAAAAUUGGGUUUAUAAUUUAAUUAAGGAAAAGAUACAAGUGGGAAGGGUAGUGGUCUCCUCGGCUUUGGGAGCGACACGGGGUCUACAAAAUGAAGAAACUUUAAUAUCAUCAUUACAGACUCUAAAAUUUAAACUUAAAGAGCCCACAUUGUGUGUCACCUAACUGGAAUUUAAAUAAAGAGCCCAGAAGUCUGUUGAGGAUUUAGAGAAGACGUCAGACUUGGGAUCCCGUUCAUUCUAUUCCCGACCACAGUAGUGAGAGACCACGGAUGCAGGAAGAGCACUGGGGACCGAGUCCUGCCCUGAGUUACCCCGCCACUGACGGUGGAGCUGGCGAAACAACUUAGAUGUAAAGGCUCAGCCGGGUGCACAGUGGAGCUUCCACCCCAGACCGUCCCCUGAGCUGCAAACCCAACCUCCAAGCUGGGCCGGGGCGUCAGGCGUGGUGCAGGGUGACUGGCACCCCUCCUCCGUUCGGAUCAGUAAGACAAACUGGAAAUCGAGCUUUCACUUCCCCUAGUGUACUUUCUUUAAAAAAAAAAAAAGAAAGAAAGAAACUACAACCACCACCACCAAUAGUCCAUGUGGUAUGAUCGAGAUGGGUACCUGUAUCUUGAAUUACAUAGGGACUUUUGUAUGUUUAAAUAAUUGUACUGGGUUCCAUAAUGCUUAUCUUAGAAACUGUUUAGUGCAAGGAGAUCUAGAAGCCGUGCGUCUGUGAAUGCCCCCGGUAGAGCGUUCAUCCAAGUCCAGUGUGUAGUGUGAUGGUUGUGCUAGGUGUUCCAAGUAUAGUAAGUGGCUGUGUAACAGGAGAGACUGCUAUUACCUACGGACUCGAGGGGGACUCCUGCCCACGUGAUAAAUCAGUAUUGUCCUUUUUCUGUCGGUUUGCUCACAGUGCUGGUAGCUUCCUGCUUGUGACUGUCACCUAAUCGUGUCGAUGUACAUCUGUAGUAUGUACAUGUGAAAGUGCCUUUCUAUUUUAGAGGAGUUUUAGCCUUGCUUCGCCCUGUCGCCUCGUCCUGCACCUAGACUUCCCCCCACACCUGCAGCUGUCCCUACCCCUGCACCUGCCCCCGCACCUGCCCCUGCCCCUGCCCCCGCACCUGCCCCUACACCUCCCCCCCCCGCACCCACACCUGCCCUUGCACCUGCCCCUGUACCUGCACCUGCCCCAGCCCCCACACCUGCCCCUGCACCUGCCCCCCUCCAGGGUGGAAGCGUCCUCCAGGUGCUCCCUGCCUCCCCGAGCCUCGGUGCUCCAUAGCGUCCGCCCUGCGUCCCCGUGGGUCCUCAGACUGUGUCGUCUCGCUGGUAGCCGUGACCGUGCCUUUCCCACCCGCAGUGUCCCCGCGUCGCCCCUCCCCGGCUCCGGCCCUCGGCGCCUGUGCUCGGUGCUGCCUCUGGGAACAGGUGGGCCCUGGGUUCCCGGGGGCAGAGAUAAGGGGGGGAGGCUUUUACAGUUCUGGAAGAAAAGAAACGUUUUUGUUAACCUGUUGUGACAAUGCACUUUUAUGUAUAGUACUGUACAUUUGGCAUGUACCAUUCGGGCUUCGGUAUACAGUCGGGUCUGUUCUUCACCGUGUAUCUUUAUAAUAAAUAAGAUAGUUCUGGC